CGGUAAGCCAACAUGGGAGAAAUUUCACGUUGAAUUAGAUUGUUGUCAACGUUAAAAAUUCUGUUCGGAAAUUCAGUUUAUAUCUGUCAAAAUGUCAGAAACGAAGCAUCAUUUUAUACCGCCAGUCAUACAAGAUAAUCCUAAUGGCUGGGGACCCUGCACUUUGCCGGAUCAAUUUAAAGACAUGCCUUACCAACAAUUUUCAAAAAAUGAUCGCCUUGGAAAGGUUGCUGAUUGGACUGGGAAUACUUAUCAAGAUAGAAGAUAUGCUAGUAAAUACCAAUCUCAGUUUGGUGCUGGAAGUCAGUAUGCCUAUUUCCACGAGGAAGAUGAAACUACAUUCCAGUUGGUAGAUACAACUAGAGUGCAUAAACCAAUGCAUCAAAGAGGACGAUUCCGUAUGAACCAACAACGAAAUAUGCGCAACAGAGAGAGAAUGAAGCAGGCACAACAAGCUCAAAUGCAGAUUCUGUCCAAAAUGGCUAAAGGAAGAGAAAGGGAUCGAAUUCAGCAGGUCCGAAAAUGGCAAAAACAAAUGCGUCAUAAGUUUGACAACAAGGGUCAAGCACCGGUCAAGAACCGUGAUGCCUCCGUGACCGUUCGUCCGGAGUGGCAAGUCAUCGAAGAAAUGGAUUUUCCAAGAUUGGGAAAACUCUCUCUGCCUGGUGUUGGGGAAGGGAAAGAUAUAUACACUUGUGGUGCUGUUGAAUUUUAUGACAAGACAUAUGACAGAGUUACAUGCAAGUUAGAAAAACAAUUGCAGCGAAUAAACAGAAUUUUUCAUAAAGUGACAACUACUGAUGACCCCAUCAUUCGUCAGCUGACUAAAUCAGAGGGGAAUGUCUUUGCAACUGAUGCAAUCAUUGCUGCUCUUAUGUGUGCUACCAGAUCCGUUUAUUCGUGGGAUGUGGUUGUGCAGCGUGUUGGAAAUAAAUUGUUCUUUGAUAAAAGGGAUGAUUCUGAAUUCGAUUUACUUACUGUUAAUGAAACUGCUGCUGAACCACCUCAUGAAGAAGGAAAUAGUAUUAAUUCCCCAAGGAAUUUAGCAUUGGAAGCUACUUUUAUAAAUCAUAAUUUCUCACAACAAGUGCUGAAAAUGGGUGAAGAAAAAUAUUCUUUUGAAAAUGUUAAUCCUUUUAUUCAAACAGAUGAAGAAGUAGAAGUUGCAUCUGUUGCAUACAGAUAUCGGUUAUGGGAUCUUGGCGAUGGUGUUGAGCUGAUUGUACGUAGUGAGCAUGAUGCCGUAAUGUUAGGUCCAAAUCAAGAAUUACAGUUCAUUAAUAUAAAAGCCCUAAAUGAGUGGGAUCCAAGGACAUCUGGUGGUAUUGAUUGGCGUCAAAAGUUAGAUACUCAAAGAGGUGCCGUUCUGGCAAAUGAACUAAAGAACAAUUCAUGCAAACUGGCAAAGUGGACUGUCCAAGCUCUCUUGGCUGGUUCAGAUCAAAUCAAAUUUGGAUAUGUUUCUCGUGUUCAUGUGCGGGAUUCUGCCAAACAUGCUAUAUUAGGAACUCAACAGUUCAAGCCUAAAGAGUUUGCUGAUCAAAUCAACUUAAACAUGGACAACGCUUGGGGUAUACUCAGAUGCAUCAUUGACACUUGCAUGAAAUUAAAGGAAGGAAAAUAUCUAAUUAUGAAGGAUCCAAAUAAGCCUGUUAUUCGUUUGUACGACAUCCCUGACAACACUUUUGAAACUGAAGAUGAUGAUGAUGACGACGAUGGGGAUGAUGAAUUAAAUGAAGGUGGAGAAGAUUGAUUGGCCCUCUUCCUUUUCUUAAUUCGUGUUUUGUCAUGCUGGAAAAACUUUUUUGGACUAAACUACUGAGACUUACCUAAACUAUUGGACACGACUUACUUACUAAACUACUUGGACUUCACUUUUAAAUUUUACAGUUUUUAAAUGCUUUUAUUAAACUCAAGUAUGAUUUAUUACAAUAAAUCAGUUACUGAAAAAUUACUAUCUGCUUCUCCAUAUCAAAACAAUAUGUAUAAAAAUGUAAAAAAAAAAAACAGAAGAGAAGAAUUGUUAGUGUUUCAUUAAAGUUUUCCAAAUGACAAUGUUGAUGAUUUUAUUCGUCCUCUUCUAGUAUUUUUCUUUCCUUUAAUUUUAGUGAAUUCAAUAGUAUUUUUCAAUGUGCAUGUAGAACAUUGUUUUCAAUAAAAAAUUUG
This is a messenger RNA of Uloborus diversus, 2166 nucleotides long. Its product is annotated as eukaryotic translation initiation factor 3 subunit D-like. NCBI's taxonomy places the organism in Eukaryota, Metazoa, Arthropoda, Arachnida, Araneae, Uloboridae. Bases 92 to 1753 code for a protein of 553 amino acids. The record is from RefSeq and is a predicted model, not a curated record. The transcript is spliced from 15 exons. Gene Ontology annotation, molecular function: translation initiation factor activity. Gene Ontology annotation, cellular component: eukaryotic translation initiation factor 3 complex; cytoplasm. Gene Ontology annotation, biological process: translational initiation.